UACAUAUUUUUAAACUCCAAGAAACUCUUCUCUACAUAUAGCUCAAUGAAUAGUGGUGAGGUAAACAUAUUUUAUAUUUUUUCUUUCUCUUUUUUGUUUCCUUAAUUAAUUUUUUAUUCUUCUUUUUACUCAUUUGGGUAUUUUUUUUUUAUUUUUAUUAAUAAAAUAUAUGUGAAGAUAUAAUAUUUAAAUGAUAUAGAGAAAAAUAUAAAGAAGUAUGGUGUAAUGUAAAUAUGUGAGGUAAAUUAGAAAAAUUGAAAUUUUGGUAAAGUAUUUUAAAAAAUAAAGUAAAAAAGUUGUUGAGAGUGCUCUAAAAUUAGCUUCCAUCACUAAAUGUUAAUUUUUGAGGAUAGUGUAUAUAUAAGGUUACAUACGCAAAUGAUAUUGCUAGUCUUAAUUGAACUUUUUUUUGUCCCAACAUUUGUGGAAACACAUUUUGGUAUCCAAUAAUUAAGUUUUGAAUAUCAUCACACCUAGCUACCAUAUUAAAUUAAGUUAUUAAUUAAUGAUAAAUUAUUUGGAAGGAUAUUAUUUCCUUUUUUAAGAUUAAUUUAUUCCAUAUUCCUCUUUUUUUUUUUUUUUCCAUUGUGAGAAAAAGGAAAGUAGAAUCAAACGAAUUCAAAACCUUCAUAUAUAUUCAUAAUAAUAAUUAUUAUUAAUUAAUGCAUAUAUAAAUAAUUUAGAAAAACAAGAACACAUUACAAGAGUAUAUAAAAUUAAAACACAUUAAUUGCUAUAUCUGAAAGUGAGUGAGGUAGUUAUAUUCAUAUGUAUGGUAAGAACAAGCAAAACUUACAAGAGUGCUUGCCGUGUGGCCCAAGAAACCAAAUAUUUGAAGUUUUAAGUCCAAAAUGGAAACCAAAUAUUUGAAGUUUAUUUGUAUCAUUUCUUUCUUUGAUUGAUUUCUAAAUAUUUGGCAAACAUCAUGUUUUAGAUGAGUAUACAUUUAUAUAUAAAUAUGUAUAUAUAUGUCAAAAGCAAAAGAAUAUAUAUAGCCUUUUAGCUGUUAGGGUUCAAUUUUUUCUUUCUAUUAUUCAAAGCUUUUUCCUUUUGUAAACUUUCCUUCCUUUUUUGUUUUUUCUUUUUUUUCAUUACCCAUUUAGUGUUAGGGUUGGGGAAUGCCUUAUUUAGAGGAAGAGAUCAAAAGAGGAGGAGGAAGAAUAUAUAUGAUCUCAGGCUUUGGUUUCUUUUUCUCUUGUUUUUUUCUUAAAAAAAAUUGAAAGUAGAAACAAUGAGUACUUUGAGGUUCAUAAAGUGUGUUACUGUUGGCGAUGGAGCUGUAGGAAAAACUUGUCUUCUUAUCUCCUACACUAGCAAUAUUUUCCCCGCGGAUUAUGUGCCAACUGUUUUCGACAAUUUCAGUGCAAAUGUAAUUACAAAUGGAACCACUGUUAAUUUAGCAUUAUGGGAUACAGCAGGACAAGAGGAAUAUAGUAGGUUAAGGCCUUUGAGUUAUUGUGGGGCCAAUGUAUUUAUAAUUGCAUUCUCUCUCAUCAGCAAAAUUAGCUAUGAAAAUGUUUCUAAGAAGUGGAUUUAUGAAUUGAAGCAUUAUGCACCUAAUAUUCCCAUUAUUCUUGUUGGAACAAAGCUUGACCUUCGUGAUGACCCGCAAUUCUUUAUAGACCAUCCUAAUACCGUUCCAAUUACUACAACUCAGGGAGAGGAAUUGCGAAAGCUUAUUGGAGCAUCUGCUUAUAUCGAAUGCAGCUCGAAAACACAACAGAAUGUGAAAGGAGUCUUUGAUGCUGCAAUGAAAGUUGUCCUUGAACUACCCAAACCGAAGAAAAAGAAAAGCAAAGCAUUCAAGGCUUGCACCAUAAUGUGAUUUGAAAGAAUUAAUAGGUGUAAUUAAAGAGACAACAACAACAAUUUAGAAUAAUUAAGAGUUCAUGAUUGGUAUUAUCCACUUGUGUAAUCUUCUUAUGAAACUCUCUUAAAGAAGAAUAAGAAUUAAUGUGGUCUUCACUAUUGUUAAGUAGUAUGACUUGCUUAUAUAUUUAUAUAAAAUUCAGGUUUUUAUUAUUAUUUUUUUUAUAAAUUGUUUUAUAUAUAAUCAAAGUUUGUAAAAUCUAAGGAUUAGUAUGUUUUGAAUUAACCAUGUAAUUACUCAUUAGUAUAAUUAUUAAGAAAAUUAAUAAUGAAUAUGAUUAAAAAAUUAAUCAUAAUAAAUGAAAAAUAAAUUUUAGGAAAUGUCCAUAAAAUUUUUAAAAAGCAUCCCUAGCCUAUUAACUAUUAUUUUCAAUCUUUUUUUAUAGAAAUUUUUACAUGAAAAAUCACUUUUGCACAAUUUAUUACCUAAAUACAUCUACACGCCUAUGUCUACAUUUUUACUUACAAAGUUGGUUUUAUUACACAAAUACCACUUAGUCAUCAUUCCAUACAUACACGUGUGCUUUCCCCAUCCAUCAUCAAUCAAAUCCUACUGUCUUCCCUCUCUUUUUUCAUUUUCUUUUCAUUUCAUUUUCGAUUCUUCAUUUCUGUUUUCUAAGUUCAUUUGAAUACAAGUAACCUCCAUUAACCACCCAUAAUUGAUCACGUUUUUCCCUCUUCUUUUUGGUUCAUCCACGAAUUUUCAACUUCCUCUUAGCCCACGAUUUAGCAACUGUUUUUCCCUCUCUGUUUCAGUUUUUUUCAAUCUUAUUUAUAAGAUGGCAAUCACUCGUUCAUCAUCAUCCCCUUCUCCAGUUCUCAAACAAAAAUCAAAAAUAGGCAAGAAAUCGUUGGCCAGCAAAUCCAAGGGUAAACGCCCGAUCAUUGAAGAUUAUGAUUCUGAUUUUGAAGCUCCAAUGCCCAAGCGUGGGAGACCCCAUUCUUCGAAGAAAACGAAGCUCAACUUGGAGGAGCACACGGUUCCAGAAAUUUCUGGGAAAAAAACUAUUUCACCUGCUGAAGAUCGGACUCAGGUUGGUUUUUAGUUUUAUUAUCGUUUCCCCCUUUUCCUUCAUUUAUACUUUACCCAGAUUUUGGCGUUUUUAUGUUCAUUCUGCUUUGUGUAAUUUUAGGGUUUCAUUUGCGCAUUUCGUUUCAUGUUUUUAAAUUUUUUAGUUAUUUAUUGUUGGUUUUGAACAUUUCAUUUGAUUCUUCUCUGGGUGUUGUUCUUUAAUUUGGUUUUGUUUUCUUUAUUUUCAGUGUUUUUUUGUGCUUACAGGUUAUGUGUUUUGUUUUCGUUUUUUGUGUUUUCAAUCAGUCGUCUGUAGUUUCUUAUCAGUUUUUUAAUAGUUUGUUAAUGGUAUGUUUUGAUGUGUUUUCGAUUUUCAUUAGGUUUAGUUGUUUGCUGUUAUAUUUUAGGUUUCAAAACGAUUUUCAAAUCUUUGCUCUAUAUUUUUCUAUAGUUGUAUAUGUUUUGUAGUUUGUUUGUUGUUUUUAUAUAGUUUUAUUGUUCUUUUUAUACUGUAUUUUUCGAUUUCCUUUAAGGUUAGUUGUUUACUGUUUUUUUUAUGUUUCCAAACGAUUUCAGGUCUUUACUGUUUUUUUUUUCUGUGUAGUUGUUUGUCAUUGAUAGUUUGUUUGUAGUUUGUUUAUAGUUGUAUUACAGUUUUCAUACUGUUUUAUUCAGGAUUUAUAAUUUAUUGUGGCCAUUUUCGUUAUGUUGCAGGUUUGGGACUGUAAAUUUAGUCCUUCUGAUUUUUACAGAUCUAAGUGUGUAUGCACCAGUGUUUAUUCCGUGAUAGAUAAUAUUAAGAACACUUUAUCUGUUAAUUUGCUUUCUUUGUUUCGUCAAACUCAGUUUGGGCAUUUUCUGGAUAUGCCUGAGUUUGUUUUUCAUCCGCAAGUCGUACAUAGUUUAUUACUAAGGGAAGUUUUCCAGCCCAAUCCUAAAGAGUUUUGGGCUAAGGUUGCUGGCCGUUGCAUACGGUUUAGUGUCGAAGAAUUUUACCUGAUUUCUGGUUUAGAUUGUUUCGGUGAUUGUAACAAGUUGUUGUUUUCACAGGAAACAAAUCAAUUGGUAGAAACAUGUUUCCGUGGUGUAAAAACUAUUGACCACAAAGCCAUCGACAACUGAUUGUCUUGUUUGGCACCAUGAGUUGAGUGGCGUAUACUCGGUGAAGAGUGCUUUUAAUUUGCUUCAGAAAGCGAAAGGAGCUUGGAAUACUGUUGAAGCUUCGAAGUUUUGGAAUGAACUUUGGAGAUUAAAAAUACCUCCAAAGGUUAAGAACUUGAUUUGGAGAGGAGGAACUAAUUGUCUCCCAACAAAGGUCCAAUUGAUUACUAAAAGGGUUGAUGUUGAUAGCCUAUGUCCCGUAUGCAACUCGCAUAAUGAAACAAUAAUGCAUGUGCUUGCUUAUUGUCCUAUUGCAGCUCAAUGUUGGGAGAGGGUAGCUAUUACCACGCCUACACAGCAAGAAAACUGCUUCUUGGACUGGUGUGUCUCGGUCUUCAAUAAUGCCAACACAGAAACUUGUCGAAUGUUUUGUAUCUUAUGUUGGGCAAUUUGGGGAGCAAGAAACGACAAAGUAUGGAAGAACAAAGACUCUACUGCCUCUUUUAUUUAUGCUUUCGCUGCUACGUACCUUGAGCAAUGGAAUUCGACACAAGCUCCUUAUUUGGAGACAUCACGGACUGGACUACUGGCCGGGGAUGGGAAUGACCGAUGGUGCGCUCCAGCUGCUAAUGUAAUCAAGGUUAAUGUGGAUGCAUCAAUAUUUGAGGGUAGACAAGACUAUGGCUAUGGAAUGGUGGCUAGAGAUGAACAUGGUUUUAUGUUGGAGGCUACUUCUCGGCUUUGUCAUGGGAGUGUACGUCCGGAGUUAGCUGAGGCAAUUUGAGUCCGAGAGGCUCUAAGUUGGAUAACAAAUAAAAAUUGGCCGCAGGUGACUCUAGAGACUGAUUGUUUGGUGGUGGUACAAGCAAUUUGUAAUCCAACUCUUAUGACUUCUCUGUUUGGUGAUGUAAUAAAAGAGUGUCAAAAUCUGCUUGUGAACUUAUGUGGUGUUACUAUUUCUUUUGUAAAACGGUCAGCAAAUUUAGUAGCUCAUGAAAUUGCUAGAGCUGUUAUUUCUUACUCUGAUCGUAUUUUCAGUAUGGGGAAUGUCUCAACUGAUUUGCUUCCGUUUUUGGUUGCUGAAUUUGAAGUUUAAUAAAGUUUGAAUACUUUCUUAAAAAAAAAAACUUAAAUUUUUCAAAAAAAAAAAUAAUAAAUUAAUA
Messenger RNA from Cannabis sativa, 5145 nucleotides. RefSeq names its product rac-like GTP-binding protein RHO1. The record is from RefSeq and is a predicted model, not a curated record. NCBI's taxonomy places the organism in Eukaryota, Viridiplantae, Streptophyta, Magnoliopsida, Rosales, Cannabaceae. Gene Ontology annotation, cellular component: nucleus; plasma membrane; cell cortex. Gene Ontology annotation, biological process: actin filament organization; cortical cytoskeleton organization; regulation of cell shape. The coding region runs from base 1232 to 1825 and encodes 197 amino acids. Gene Ontology annotation, molecular function: protein kinase binding; GTPase activity; GTP binding. The transcript is spliced from 7 exons.